This is a messenger RNA of Galeopterus variegatus (Sunda flying lemur), 7035 nucleotides long. RefSeq names its product adenylate cyclase 9 (gene ADCY9). The record is from RefSeq and is a predicted model, not a curated record. The transcript is spliced from 10 exons. Gene Ontology annotation, molecular function: adenylate cyclase activity. Lineage: Eukaryota; Metazoa; Chordata; Mammalia; Dermoptera; Cynocephalidae. Gene Ontology annotation, biological process: cyclic nucleotide biosynthetic process; adenylate cyclase-activating G protein-coupled receptor signaling pathway; intracellular signal transduction. The coding region runs from base 5 to 4054 and encodes 1349 amino acids.
CAACAUGGCUUCCCCUCCCCACCAGCAGCUGCUGCAGCACCACAGCACCGAGGUGAGUUGCGACUCCAGCGGAGACAGCAACAGCGUGAGAGUCAAGAUCAACCCCAAGCAGCUGUCCUCCAACAGCCACCCCAAGCACUGCAAGUACAGUAUCUCCUCCAGCUGCAGCAGUUCGGGGGACUCCGGGGGCGUUCCCCGGAGAGUGGUCGGCGGAGGCCGCCUGCGCAGGCAGAAGAAGCUGCCGCAGCUGUUCGAGAGGGCCUCCAGCCGCUGGUGGGACCCCAAGUUCGACUCGGUAAACCUGGAGGAGGCCUGUCUGGAGCGCUGCUUCCCGCAGACCCAGCGCCGGUUCCGCUACGCGCUCUUCUACAUCGGCUUCGCCUGCCUCCUCUGGAGCAUCUAUUUUGCUGUGCACAUGAGAUCCAAGCUGAUUGUCAUGGUCGCCCCCGCCCUGUGCUUCCUCCUAGUGUGUGGGGGCUUUUUUCUGUUUACCUUUACCAAGCUGUACGCCCGGCAUUACGCGUGGACCUCGCUGGCUCUCACCCUGCUGGUGUUCGCCCUGACCCUGGCUGCGCAGUUUCAGGUUUUGACGCCUUUCUCAGGACGCGUUGACAGCUCCAAUCAGACUCCCGCAGCCAGGCCCACAGACACUUGCUUAUCUCAAGUGGGGAGCUUUUCCAUGUGCAUCGAAGUGCUCUUUUUGCUUUACACCGUCAUGCACUUACCUUUGUACUUGAGCUUAUGUUUGGGGGUGGCCUAUUCUGUUCUUUUUGAGACCUUUGGCUAUCACUUCCGGGACGAAGACUGCUUCCCCUCUCCUGGAGACGGCGCCCUGCACUGGGAGCUGCUGAGCAGGGCCCUGCUCCACGUCUGCAUUCACGCCAUCGGGAUCCACCUCUUCAUCAUGUCUCAGGUGAGGUCCAGGAGCACCUUCCUCAAGGUGGGGCAGUCAAUUAUGCACGGAAAAGACCUGGAAGUAGAAAAAGCCCUCAAAGAGAGGAUGAUUCAUUCUGUGAUGCCGAGAAUCAUCGCUGAUGACUUAAUGAAACAGGGGGAUGAAGAGAGCGAGAAUUCUGUCAAGAGGCAUGCCACCUCGAGCCCCAAGAGCAGGAAGAAAAAGUCAUCCAUACAGAAAGCUCCCAUAGCAUUCCGCCCCUUUAAGAUGCAGCAGAUCGAAGAAGUCAGUAUCUUAUUUGCAGACAUCGUGGGCUUCACCAAGAUGAGUGCCAACAAGUCCGCUCAUGCCCUGGUGGGUCUCCUGAACGAUCUGUUUGGUCGCUUUGACCGGCUGUGCGAGGAGACCAAGUGUGAGAAAAUCAGCACUCUGGGAGACUGUUACUACUGUGUGGCAGGGUGUCCUGAGCCCCGAGCAGACCAUGCCUACUGCUGCAUUGAAAUGGGCUUGGGCAUGAUAAAAGCCAUCGAGCAGUUCUGCCAGGAGAAGAAAGAAAUGGUGAACAUGCGUGUCGGGGUGCACACGGGGACUGUUUUGUGUGGUAUUUUGGGCAUGAGGAGGUUUAAAUUCGACGUGUGGUCCAAUGAUGUGAACUUGGCCAAUCUCAUGGAGCAGCUGGGAGUGGCCGGCAAAGUUCACAUUUCUGAGGCUACUGCAAAAUAUUUAGAUGACCGGUACGAAAUGGAAGAUGGGAAAGUCAUUGAGCGCCUUGGCCAGAGCAUGGUUGCUGACCAGUUGAAAGGUUUGAAGACAUACCUGAUAUCGGGUCAGAGAGCCAAGGAGUCUCCCUGCAGCUGUGCAGAGGCCUUGCUUUCUGGCUUCGAGGCCAUUGACGGCUCACGGGUGUCCUCAGGCCCUAGGGGACAGGGGACAGCAUCAGCAGGGAGCGUCAGUGACUUGGCGCAGACUGUCAAAACCUUUGAUAACCUUAAGACCUGCUUUUCAUGUGGAAUCACAUUUGCUCCCAAAUCUGAAGAUGGUGCAGAGGGAGGAGCUGUCCAAAACGGCUGUCAAGAUGAGCAUAGAAGUAGCACCAAGGCUUCUGGAGGACCUAAUUCCAAAACUCAAAAUGGACUUCUGAGCCCUCCCAAAGAGGAGAAGCUCACCAACAGUCAGACCUCUCUGUGUGAGAUCUUACAGGAAAAGGGAAGGUGGGCCGGGGUGAGCUUGGACCAGUCGGCCCUCCUGCCGCUGAGAUUCAAAAACAUCCGGGAGAAAACAGAUGCUCACUUUGUGGACGUCAUCAAAGAAGACAGCCUGAUGAAAGAUUAUUUUUUUAAGCCGCCCAUUAAUCAGUUCAGCCUGAACUUCCUGGAUCAGGAGCUGGAGCGAUCCUACAGGGUCAGCUAUCAAGAAGAGGUCAUAAAGAAUUCCCCCGUGAAGACUUUCGCCAGUGCCACCUUCAGCUCCCUGCUGGAUGUGUUUCUGUCGACAACCGUGUUUCUCAUCCUCUCCGUCACCUGCUUCCUGAGGUAUGGGGCCGCCGCCAUGCCUCCCCCACCCGCUGCCUUGGCGGUCCUCGGCGCGGCCCUGCUGCUGGAGGUGCUGUCUCUCGUGGUGUCCGUCAGGAUGGUGUUUUUCCUGGAGGACGUCAUGGCCUGCACAAAGCACCUGCUGGAGUGGAUUGCCGGCUGGCUCCCACGCCACUGCAUCGGGGCCAUCCUGGUGUCACUCCCUGCUCUCGCUGUCUACUCCCAUGUCACCUCCGAAUUUGAGACAAAUAUCCAUUUCUCCAUGUUCACGGGCUCGGCCGUGCUGGUGGCCAUUGUGCACUACUGUAACUUCUGCCAGCUCAGCUCCUGGAUGAGGUCCUCACUCGCCACCGUUUUGGGGGCCGGGCCGCUGCUGCUGCUCUACAUCUCCCUGUGCCCAGAAAGUUCCAUAGUGAUUUCACCCCUCGAUGCAGUACAGAAUUUCAGCUCCCAGCGGAGUCCUUGCAAUAGCUCACUGCCGCAGGACAGCAGGAGGCUGGCCAGCCUCAUUGGCCAGGAGGUGAUCCUCGUCUUCUUCCUCCUGCUUUUGCUGGUCUGGUUCCUGAACCGGGAGUUCGAGGUCAGCUACCGCCUCCACUAUCAUGGCGACGUGGAGGCAGAUCUCCACCGCACCAAGAUCCAGAGCAUGCGGGACCAAGCCGACUGGCUGCUGCGGAACAUCAUCCCCUACCACGUGGCUGAGCAGCUGAAGGUAUCCCAGACCUACUCCAAGAACCACGACAGCGGAGGAGUGAUCUUUGCCAGCAUUGUCAACUUCAGCGAGUUCUACGAGGAGAACUACGAAGGGGGCAAGGAGUGUUACCGGGUCCUCAACGAGCUGAUUGGGGACUUUGACGAGCUCCUGAGCAAGCCGGACUAUAGCAGCAUUGAGAAGAUCAAGACCAUUGGGGCCACGUACAUGGCGGCGUCGGGGCUGAACACCACCCAGUGCCAGGAUGGCAGCCACCCACAGGGGCACCUGCAGAUCCUGUUCGAGUUCGCCAAGGAGAUGAUGCGCGUGGUGGAUGACUUCAACAACAACAUGCUGUGGUUCAACUUCAAGCUCAGAGUUGGCUUCAACCACGGGCCACUCACAGCCGGCGUCAUCGGCACCACCAAGCUGCUAUAUGACAUCUGGGGGGACACCGUCAACAUUGCCAGCAGGAUGGACACCACUGGCGUCGAGUGCCGCAUCCAGGUGAGUGAAGAGAGCUACCGCGUCCUGAGCAAGAUGGGCUACGACUUUGACUACCGAGGGACAGUGAAUGUCAAGGGCAAAGGUCAGAUGAAGACCUACCUUUACCCCAAGUGCACGGACAAUGGGGUCGUGCCACAGCACCAGCUGUCCAUCUCCCCAGACAUCCGCGUGCAGGUGGAUGGCAGCAUCGGCCGGUCUCCCACAGACGAGAUUGCCAACCUGGUGCCUUCUGUCCAGUAUUCGGACAAGACGUCUCUGGUCUCUGAUAACAACACGCAGGCCAAGGACGCCCACCCAUCCUCGAAGAGAGCCUGGAAAGAGCCCGGCAAAGCUGAAGAAAGGUGUCGAAUUGGCAAAGCCAUAGAGAAAAAUGACUGUGAAGAGCUGGGAAUGGAAGAAGCUGACGAGCUCACCAAGCUCAGCGUUUGAGAGCAGGCAGCACAGGCUGCCCCGGUGCUCUGCGCGCCCAUCAGGCUUUCUCAGGUGCCGCUGUUUCUGUCCCUGGACGUGGUGUUAUGUGGUCAUUUCAGCCCCAACUUCUGUGUUAUCACAGUCAUUCAGGUUCAUUUCCACCUGUUUCUUCUUUCCUUUGCUUCCUUCUUGGGGUGAUCAGUCCAGCCACAUUGAGGAGAGCAAGUGCCUUCAAGGCUUGGCCUUGGCCUUGGCCUCGAGUCUAGGGACUGAGGCCGCUGGUGGAAGUCAUGGCUUUGCAUAUUGUCUGAAUUUUAAAACAAAAGCUAUGGUUAAGAUGUCAUUUUUAUUGCUUUUUCUCACAGGACACUUUUUUUUUGGCCAAUACAAUGUUUUUGAAUUUAUUUUUUCUGCAUACAUCAUAGUGUUUCCCAGUUCCCUGACCUCUCUCUGUAAGCACAGACAUGCACGCACACUUGCAUUUAUCGACCUGACAUCAAGUGCCAGUAAUUCACCCAGAGGGGACAUGCCAGCAGCGCGUGGGAAGAGCGCUCUGCCCCGCAGGCCCUGGCUCACCCGCAUGGUCCCAAGCAGUCCAGCCCUCAGAGGCUGGCAGGGACUGUGCCCCUGACAGUGAGUGGUAUCAGGGGCUCCUUCAUGUGCAGGCCCAGAUCGCAAAUGCCCCCUGCGCACAAAGCUUGGGAACCCAGCCUCAGGUCUCUCAAAGCCGUUUUUCACCCUGACCCUCUGCCUAGGAGUUCUUCCAUGCUGGAGCGAAGGUGUUUGUCUUGGAAGCUAACCCGUCUGAGGGGGAAAUGCCAAAUAAACGUCUGAGGGUCGCAUUUAUUUAUUUAUUUAUUUAUCAGGAGAUGUGUGCAUUUCAGGGAGGGGGUGCUGGGUCAUUCUAGUGGAGGGAAAUAGGCUAUGGGGGGUGGUUCCCAGAACGAUGACAAGAUGUCCCUCAGUGUUUCGGCCACCUGGGGCCACUCCCCCCACAAGGGCCCUGAGCCAUGUCCAGUGCACUUUGGAGGUCGGGGAAGCUCUCCAGCUGCUCCUGCCUGAGUGGAUCUGGAUGGAAUUCCGGCCAUGCACCAAGCAGGUCUGGGCAGGCAUUGCCAGUGCUGUCUCGGCUUCCACAAAUUCCAGAAGUUUCUCCAUCCUUCCCACUCUUGGACUGCAGAAGGCCUAUUUGUGGCGGGAUUGAAUCUUGUCAACUAAUUCCAGCCUCUUGAGGCAGAAUCCUUACACUGUAUUUAGAGACAGAAUCAUCUGCAUGUGAAUGAGGUAUGGAGCUGGGGGAGGUGUAGGAAACCUAAGGAAAAGUGCUCUGUCCUCGUGGUCACUAAUCCUGUUUGUGAUGAUGUUUUACCGCAUCAAGUCUGAAGUUCACAUCAAAUUGAGCUCAGGCGAAAGUUGCCCGGUCACAGCCGCAGUCAUUUUCUCAGGCGACGAUCGGCGAGGCAGGCUUCUUGUCUGUUGAAGGUCUUCACUGCAUGCCCCACACGUCUUCCUUCCACUGGUAAAUCUCACUGUGUAAUGUUCCCAUCCCCAUUAAGUCCCUUGUCACUUCUCCCCAAAGACGUGCCGAGCCUGCGUUUUGGUGCAAGAAACAUCCAUUCUGAUCAGCCACCUGUCCAGGGGACGUGCCUGGGAUGGCUACCCGUGUGCAGCUGGUCUCGGGGUAGGGGCAAGAACAUUCUCAGUAGCUGUAAGAUUGUACUUCAGGUGUUACUGUCAGUUUGUCAGUCUUCCAAUACCUAAGAAAGGCUGGUUGUGCCAAUACCUCUUGCUUCUGAAGAAUGUAUUCUUAUAAAAUACCGCAGAUUUUUUUUCCUUAAAAAACACUACCUGAUGCUUUCCUUGCACUUAGGGGGUGUGGACAUGUUAGGGUUUCUUUCCCGUCAGUAUUAAAGUGUGCAUCCAAGCGUCCUCCUGUCCUCUGCCUGCAGGCUGUGUAGCUCCGCGGGGCCGAGUGGUUGUGAUGUCUUUGCUGUCUCGCUCCAGAUGUGCUCCACGAAGUUCAUCUCGCACACACUUCUGCCCUACCAGAAGCUCUCCUUCCCCCACAACAGAGGUGUGUGCGUUCCUCACCCUGGGAGCCCACAGAGCUGCACACCCAAGGGAGAAGUCCUUUACCUCGGGGGCUUGGGCUAGUGCUGGGCAGACAGGAGCCUCUGAGGAAGGGAGCUCACCCAGAGUGUGAAACCAUCUUUAAAAACAUCCUGAGCCUUCCUAGAUAACCAGUCCAGAUGUCCUAUCUGGACCACGAGGCCCCUGGGGCCCUUCCCAGCCCCUGCCUUGAAGCGCACCUCAAUGCAGAACCACUGUGUGGCCCAACCUGUUGGCGUUGAAUAAAUGCUUGCUGGGGACAGACAGGUUUCUAAGCAGCAGGCUCGAGAGUCAUCAGUGGGAGGGACGCGUUCCUCAGGGUGGCAGCACCUCCUAGGAACUUAGGGCAGGAAGCAAUACUUCAGAAUUGAAUGUGUGUAAAUAGUUGCUUCAAGUUGCAUCUGCUAUUUUCUUAUCUCCAGCUCAGAUCAAAUUAUAUAUAUAUAUGAUAAACAAGCACACGUAAUUCUAUCUAGUACAGACCAGUGUAGCGCGUCGGCUUUGAAACCCUUCAAUAGCUCGAGAGUCCCACAGAUGGUGACACAUCUGCACCCGACUGUCACCACCAACAUCCCUCCUGAGGACGACACCUGCAUAUUUGUACCUGACACACAGAGCCAAAGGCCACGUGCUUCCCACCACCAAGGCCAUAAUCAUUUGUAGUUUUCAAAGACACGUCUGCAGUUGAAUUUCUAGAUUUUGGAGGUAAGCAUUUGUUGAUUGGUUGUUUUGAAAAUUAUAUCAUGCCUAGCGCCUGGAAUUAAAUGAGCAAGAACCAGCUAUUUGCAUUUUCCAUCUUUCCGUCGUCCUGCUCUUUCUAAAUUGUUACUUCUAAUAAUUUAAAAAUGCGUUCACUGAAGAAAUGGACAUUAAAAUAUUCUAAAAAUCUA